Glycine soja is the source of this 690-nucleotide messenger RNA. RefSeq names its product protein MAIN-LIKE 1-like. The record is from RefSeq and is a predicted model, not a curated record. Gene Ontology annotation, biological process: meristem maintenance; meristem development. The transcript has 2 exons. Lineage: Eukaryota; Viridiplantae; Streptophyta; Magnoliopsida; Fabales; Fabaceae. Bases 1 to 690 code for a protein of 229 amino acids.
AUGGUAGAAAAGCUACAGGAGGAAAUGAAAGGGAGUGGUUUGCGUCUCAAGGGCAUCACGAGGGGUUUGAUUAGAGUUGUCAAGGAGAUGGACAAGGAGAAUAAUAAAUUUGGUAGGCCUGCUCCUGAAAUUGAGGGCCUAGUUGCUGCCACAGGACUAAGUCCUUUGAUCACGUGUUCAGUAGACACUGGCAAUUGGGGACUUAUAUCUGCAUUCAUGGAGAGGUGGCACAGGGAAACUAGCAGUUUCCAUCUUCCUGUGGGGGAGGUUAGCAUCACCCUAGAUGAUGUGGCGUCUCUGCUUCAUCUUCUCAUUGUUGGCGCCUUCCAUACAUUUGAGCCUCUCCAUGUCGAUGAGGCCGUGUUGAUGUUGGUUGAGUUACUAGAGGUCUCCGGAGAGGUAGCCAGAGCUGAGACAGCACAGUGUCAUGGACCAUAUGUAUGCCUAUCUUGGCUACGAGAUAUAUAUCAGACCAUAUGUCAGGCCAGACAUUGGACACCUGCAGCUCGUGCCUAUGUUCUUCAUCUUUUAGGUUGCACUCUUUUUGCUAACAAGAGUGCAACCCAUGUUCAUGUUGUCUUCUUAGAUUCUCUGCGUGACUUGAGUCAGAGUAGGAGCUAUGCAUGGGGAGCUGCUGCCCUAGUGCAUAUGUAUGAUCAUUUGAAUGAUGCUUGUAGGAGCAGCAGCUGA